UACCCGCACUGGGUACUGCAAAGCUUACUGCAGUACCCUUUAUGCAAGCGGAUGGCUGCAGCGGGGAGCGCUAUCUCUCCCUCUAUGCAAGCGGAUGGCCGCAGCUCCCCUAUUCCGAGCGGAAGUACGGCGCCUUCGCUAUCCGCCGACGUGGCGUGGGCUCGCCUCCCUAUGCGCGCAUCGCGUCUGCUCGCGCUCGCCCGCGGCCACAAGCAGAGCCACCGUCACCAUCCGCCAUGGCCGCCGCCGGCCCUGCACGCCGUCCUCUUCCUCGCCAGCCACUUCCCCCUCCCCUUCUGUCCUUAAUCGAGUGUACAGAUUGAAAGAUUUUGUUUCUUCCAUGCAAAAUACCUAACCAACAGCUUCUCCGAACGAAUGCACCAGUUCUUCUUCGAGAUCAGGAUGCAGGUGUUCAUGGUGAGCGCGAUGGCAACGGGCCGUCGCCACCGGCGGCUAAAGCUGCCUCGAUGCAUUGUCAUUUGAGAUGAAGCGUGAGACAGCAGGGAGCCUGGGAUGCUAGCAUUGAUCUACCUCAAUGAAUGUAUACUCAAAUAGGAGCUCACUUUCCUGAAUUUCUGGAAUGCUCGCAUUGAUCCGCCUCAAUGUGGUGUUGACUGUAAUGUCCCUCUCUUGUGGAUUCUGAGUAAGAUGGUCACGCUCCUCUCCUCUUGUGUAUUCAGGAUUGCUAGGUCUUUCUCUAAUUCUGGAUUAUAAGUGCCAGUUAGCAAUUAAAGUUCUGGAUUAUAAGUGCCAGUUAGCAAAUACAGUGAUAGGGUUCAUAUGAUACUUUUUUUUCUUCCUACAAAUCAUUGUAUGCAUUGCUUUGUGAACCAGCCCACUCACUCUUCAGGUAAUUCAGUCUUACUCCUUCCUGCAUUGCAAUACAGAUUACUACUACCCUUCUUGUUUGUGAGUAAACUAAUUGAUUACUUAUCUCUAUUUUCCUGUUGUGUGCGUAUCAUAGACCUUUGGAGAAUAUUAAUUUCAGUGGAUGAUCGGCAUCAUAAAUCACCGGUCUUGGAGAAUUAUACCGUAAUUUGGACGCCGGGAUAAUAAGGUGUGGUAGAGUACACGGAUAUGAAUUGACUACUUCAGACGUCACCUUGGCAUGUCACCUUUUGUGCUUGCAGGUUCUCCAACAAAUAAAUUAUGUUGAUUUUUUUUCAAAUGUUGCCAUUAUAAGUUCACUGAAUUUAUGUGAAUGGUUUCAGUUAAGUCAUCAUUGUUAUUCCCUGCUGAUACCUUGGGGUUGUUUCUGUAUCGAAGUGCUUGCUCUAUUUGUCUGAAAAAUAACAAUGCUGGUUGCAUAAAAGGGAGCAGUGCAAACACAACGUCUCAUGUAUAGCUAAUGUUGCUGUAGAUUCCAGGUUCUAGAGGGCUCUUGGGCUUGCCACUACUGUGGAUGCAUACUAUGCAUGGCAAAAUGAUGACCAAGGCCUGUCCACAUGCCAACAUGUAAUCUCAAGUAUUGUGAGAACUGGUGUCCAUCACUAAGCAAUGGGCACAACAUUGACUCAUAUUGUUGUUGUAUUGGAAGGCCAACUGCAUGUGCAUCCAGCCUCUGGUGGGUCUGGUUAUUGGAGCUCCUGGCCGCCACCUGCGACUUCAGCCGCUUGCUGAAGCUCGGCGAGGGCGGCUUCGGGAGCGUCUACAAGGGCGUAAUCCGGCUGCUAGAAGGGCCUGCGGGCGGCAUGGUGGUCGCCAUCAAGAAGCUCAAUCCCAAAGGCCAUCAGGUUUUGCAAAGACCCUGAGUCACAGAGCAAGAUAAUAUCAGCAUUGUGUUCUUAACAAGUAUACCAGGGAAACUGCAAUGGCAUGCCUGCAAAAGAUGCAAACGGAAUCGACAUCUAUGACAACAGCAACGAUACCGCACCUGUUCAUGCUAUUGUUGGAGCAGGAGGGUUCAGCUUGGAUAACUUGCAUAACAAUGUAAGGUUUCUGGUAACAAGUCAUAUACUCCUUCCGUACCUAUAAAACCUGACGUUUUGGAUAAGAUUUGGGUCAAACAUUGAUAAUAUAAAUCAUCAAUAAUUUUUAAGUUGUUGAGUUUGCAAAUGUGAAAAUUAUAUGAAUAGAUUUGUCUUGAAAAAUACUUUCAUAAAAGUAUACAUAUACCACUUUUUCAUAAAUAUUUUUAUAAUAACAAGUGGUCAAAGUUGUGUUUUGCAGACCGUGUCGUUGUCCUAAAUGUCAAGUUUUAUGGGUACGGAGGGAGUAUGUUCUUCGAUGCAGACAGCACGUUAUCUUUGAAGGUGCUGGCCAAUAAUAAUGAUCCAGUUAACUUCUCGCCCCCGUUUCAUCGGGGAACUGCAAGGACGAGGAUGGCAUCAAGGGCCAGUGCGUUCUUGAAUAAUGAUCCAUUAGGGUUUAUCCAUGUUGAAUAAAAUAGGAACGAAAUACCUCGUUUUCUUUUUUCGAUCUUGAAUAUUGCCAUUAGGUUCGCUUUGGAUUGUCCUAAUCUGCGUCUCUUUGUGAUGCUGCGCAGAUUUAUCAUUGCUAGGUUUUGCACAUAUGACUUAGAUCUGCAUUCUGGUUGCUUUUCUGUCAGGCAAUUGAACUUUUAAGUUGCUACAGGCCCUAGGUAUGCUAAACUGGUAGCCCUACAUCUGCAUGCUUUCAGCACUCUUCUUAUUUUUCUAGAAAGAGAGGAAGCUUUAUUUGCCAUGUGGCUAUGAGCAGUAUAUGAGCCUUGUGGUAAAAUGAACCACGUGAGAUCCCUUCUUGUGGGAAUUUGGUUCAUAAAUCAACUAUGUACCUAACCCUUGUUAUAUGUACGAUUUGUGUGUAUGCUAGUGAUCAUUAGCAACUUUAGGAAUUAGCAUGUGCAAUUUUGCCAAAUGUGGUUCUCAUAUCAGUAACAUUCAAGCAUAGUGCAGACUCUCUUCAGUACAUGUUUUGCUUCAGUUAGGAGAACGGCUUCUAAUCUUUAAUAACUUUGAUUUUGUUUUCAAUUCCCAAUAGAUUUAUUGAUAUAUUUAGAAUUAUUACCCUUUUUGUUCCAAUUGCUUUAAUUGAUAUGGAAGAGAAGUCUUAUUUGGGGAAUAUGUCUUAUUUUUGUACCAAUUGUUUUAAUAUAGUCAUGAGUCUUAUUUGGGGAAGAGAAAUCUUUUUUUUUCAUGUUUUUUUUAUAGAUGUGGAAGACGACGUGUUCGAAGGAUAAAAAAUUAUCAUCCAGGGCAAGAUGUAACAAUAAUAACAAAUACAUUACACUUUAUGUCUGAACCAAAACUCAAUCGUAAAGGAAUUAGUUGGUUGCUCACUUCCUACUGACUGAUUUUCUUCCCUAAUUACUCUACCUUUUAUAUUUGCUAAACUCUUUUUUGGGGUGCAAUUAAAGAGCCCAUCUUCGAAUUCUUUGAGCUCAAAUACUUGCACAUCUGAAGGUAUGGAAAGAUACUCCAUUUGUUAAUCAUUCUUUUAGAUGAUCUUCAAGCUUAAUUUUAGUUUGAUAUAUACCAAGACUAACCUAGCCUACCCCUCACAAACCAUCCCUUUAAGGCCCACAAGUAAGGCAAAAAGUUUGACGAAAAGCGAUGGUGAACACAUUUUCGUCACACACGCUGUAGGAUCCCGCAGAAAAUAAAAAGUUUUUGUCACCCACCGCCCACUUACCCAAUCUUUGUUAUUAUCCUAUCACUUUUCUCUACAGUGCUGGUUUAUCUUUGCUUAGGAACUUGCUGAAUCAGUGGUGUUUGUAAUUGUAGAUGCCGUGGAGGGGCAGGAUCAAUCGACUUUUUCUUGGGAAUAUUCAAAACAUUCCCUAUGUAGAAUUCCUUUAACAGAAACCGCAAUACAUUUUAUGUAUGUUUUGGUUUGUAUUUGUGACCCUAUGUUCCGGUUUAUACUUGACCUUAUUUAAGCCACAAUACACCAUGUAUAUAUGUUUCAGUUUGUACUCAUUAGUCAUGACAUUUUUUCGAGUGGUUUGUACUCGUAACUUUA
Molecule: messenger RNA, 3942 nt
Organism: Panicum virgatum (switchgrass)
Lineage: Eukaryota; Viridiplantae; Streptophyta; Magnoliopsida; Poales; Poaceae
Product: probable serine/threonine-protein kinase PBL20
Exons: 6
Coding region: 1446-1751 (101 amino acids)
Biological process (GO): protein phosphorylation
Molecular function (GO): ATP binding; protein kinase activity
Source: RefSeq, a predicted model, not a curated record